AGAGAAAUACUUUCCAUUCUUAGACGGUAUAAUCUGGUUUAUUAUACUCUUCUUCUUCGGCUGGCCAAACCCUCGUAUCAAGGACCUCUCGAAACAUCUUGCCUUGUUUCGUGCCCCUGGACUGGUUUUGCUACGACGAGCCAUCAGCCUUCGGGAAGCGUUCGGGUUAUCAACACUGGGUAUCCCGUACCUCACCAGCACGAGAAGAAUUCGAUUCUUGAAGCAGCUAGUUCUGCUUGCUCUUUUUUGACGAACACCAUCUUUGUACGAAUCUCGAUUCUUGGGACAUACCGCCUGGCACGACAGCUGGGUUGAGCGGCAAACUUUCAGAGAUUGGAUCAUGAUGUCUUCAGCGAUGCAGAUGGCAGGGCAGCACGUCCCAUACAUUCCCACAUCGGAUACCAUGAAUCGCCACGAAUACGGCAUUACAAAGAACAGAAAGACGGCGGCGUCUACCGGAGGUGGCCGAGCGUGGAGUGAGGACGAGGAGGCUUAUCUACUCCAGACGCGUCUUCAGAAGAUGCCAUACAAGCACAUUGCUGCUCAUCUGAAAAAGACAGAGCUUGCAUGCCGCCUCCACUAUCACCAACUCAGCCAUGGUAGCAACCGCCGCAAGCGUACCACUUCCAUGUCGUCCGGUUCAUCGGCCAGCGGGCACUCGCCAGUUCUUCAUACCUCGAUACCGUCGCCGAUCCAUGAGCACGGCGGCGCACCCAGCCGUUCCGUCUCACCUCCCGAAUCUGCAGGCUCCUAUGACUCGAGGAGCCCCGGUGGUAUCCAACUACCGAGCAUCAUGUCGGCAGCUGCCUCCACGAACACGUCACCGCGCCUCCCCACCAUUCUUCCGAAGCCGGCCUCUAUGACCCUUGCCCUGGCCUCGUCUCUCGGGGCUUCCGGCUCGACUAACACCGCUUCUCCGACCGCACCCCGCGGCUACCCUGCGCCUUUCUACGGGGCCGCUUCCGGUUCUGCGCCACUGCCCGCCGCCCGCGGCUCAAACGGCAGCGCUCAUCAGCACGGCCCGGGUCGCCUCCGGCUAGACUGCUCUGCCCUCCCACCGGCGCCCUCGGCCGGAGGACUGCCUGCCCCACCCGGCUUCAUGGCCAGCCACCCCGUCGACAUGGCCCGCCUGACAGCCGUGUACAACGCGCACCGCGCAUCCUUCUGGGCCGCCGUCGCCGCGGACUACGGGCCCGGAGCGAACCCGCUCGUGCUGGAGCAGGCCUGGCGGGGCACUGCACCGGGCAAUACUCCGAGCUCGUCAUCGGGUCUUGUCGGCAUCGCGGCGCACACGCCUAUUACGCCUGUCGGGAGCCCGGAGGAUCAGGUGUAUGGCGCUGCCCAGGGGAGUCAUCCGAAGCCGGAUAAGACGCGGAUUAGUGCCAUCUUGGGGAUCGAGGCGGACCCGAGGAGCCCGAGUGAGAGGGAGAUGGUGAGGAGGUUGGAGGAGGAUCGUGGGGUGGGGGUCGUCGGUGCCUGAUCAUACUGUACUGCAGUAGGUAAGAUCUGGUGGGGGUGGUGUGGUGAUUAAGGGACAUUUCCUCUCUUCUCUCUCUCUUCGCUUCGCUUCUCGUCGAUCCUUUGGUGGUGCUUCUUUAGCUUGACUGGUUUGGCUUUUGGGGUAUUGGUAUGGGUUGGCGGCUCCGACCCUACCAA
Messenger RNA from Chaetomium strumarium, 1656 nucleotides. RefSeq lists its product as uncharacterized. The coding region runs from base 341 to 1480 and encodes 379 amino acids. The record is from RefSeq and is a predicted model, not a curated record. The transcript is spliced from 2 exons. Lineage: Eukaryota; Fungi; Ascomycota; Sordariomycetes; Sordariales; Chaetomiaceae.